Spodoptera exigua (beet armyworm) is the source of this 2638-nucleotide messenger RNA. Lineage: Eukaryota; Metazoa; Arthropoda; Insecta; Lepidoptera; Noctuidae. The record is from the annotation of a GenBank genome assembly.
CUGCAUUGUUAGUUAGGCUUUAAUUGUAUUUUGAAAAUGAAGAGUCUGUUGAUCUUUUUUUGUGUUUUCGCUUUCGGGGCGGAGGGGUUCUUCCUCAUGAGCAGCGUGCGCGGACGCGGCGACGUCGCGCAGCCUACUGAACCAGCCAACUCAAUGUACACACCUCUCCCCUACGAUCCAGUGCUAAGAAAGAUAGACGAUGGACCUAGAUACCAACACAUUGAAGGUCCAGACGGAACCCUGCACUUGGAAGAUCUGUGGGUGAAAGCCAGCGACCUCGCUGAAGCAGCCAAAUACAACCCUGACAGACAAAAUGUCUAUCAUUUGUACACAAGACUGAACCCAACUGUUAGUCAGCCUAUGCUGAUCGGUAACGAAGGUCUUCUAGGUCUGAACAACUACAAUCCAGCCAGAAGAACCAUCAUACUCCUGCACGGAUGGAGAGCAGACGCUACUUCUGAUUUUAACAGGGUCCUUGUACCAGCGUUCCUGUCAGCGGAAGAUGUUAACGUGAUCGUUGUGGACUGGAGCGCUGGCGCUGGCUCCAUCAACUACGCAACCGCCGUCACCAAUACUGUUCCUUCUGGUGAAAGCGUGGCUCGUUUCAUCGACUGGCUAAACACAGUCACUGGUGCAGUUCCGAGCAUGUACCAUAUUGUGGGACACAGUAUUGGGGCUCACAAGGCUGGUAUUAUUGGCAGAAAUCUUGGUGGAAGAAUUGGAUAUAUCACUGUCGGCACGCGCCUGCCACCAUUUUGGCCGGAAGAGCCAGAAGUUUGGUUCGGACAAGUGGAAGGUCAAUUCGCGAUAUCAGGAAUCACCAGCGACUCAACCAAAUUCCACUACGUGAUCAGUCAGCUGGAUACCCAGUACGCGAGGGAAGUAAAAGACCUUAUUAUCAGUCCGCCUACAUCAAAUAAGUACGACAAACUUAAAGUCGAAUUAAUUAAGCGACUGACGGCGUCUAAGGAGAAAAAGCUUAAGCAGCUCUUAAUGCACGAGGAGCUCGGAGACAGAAAGCCCUCUCAAUUUCUCCGUCACCUCAAAAGUCUCGCUGGCGUGAACGUUCCCGACGAUUUUUUAAAGACGAUCUGGAUAAGUCGCCUCUCUCACGGGAUCCAGACGGUGCUAGCAGGCCAGCCACCAACAGCCACCAUAGAGGACUUGGCAGACUUGGCUGACCGCAUACAGGAGUUGGCCGCACCUUCACCAUCUGUGGCUUCUACGAGCGCAGCCAGUCCCAACUCUGCCCUGGAUGUUCUCGUCAGAGAAGUCGCCGAGCUUCGGAGGCAGGUCCAACAACUCACAUUGGAAGCAGCUUUCCCCGGUUGGAUCACCCACAGUGAGAAGUUCAGAAGUACUGAUGGAGCGUACACCGAAGUCAUACACACGAACGCUGGAGUCCUCGGGUACAUCACGCCACUAGGGCAUGUAGACUUCUACCCCAAUGGCGGGGUUGGCAUGCCUGGGUGUGAUUCUCAGGAGUGCGACCAUGCUAGGUCAUAUUUCUACCUAGCUGAGUCCUUGACCUCCGGUGGAUUCACAGGCAGACGUUGUGCCUCUUACCUCACAGCUAUGACUGGCAACUGCGUACUUCUUGGUAGAUUGAGGAUGGGUGGACUAGUGCCAAAGACUGGGUACAAGAGAUCAGAAACGAAACAAUCCAACAGAUUACGAAUACAUCACAGAAAGAGUAGCGAUAAUGUGCUCAUGGACUUAUGGACCAGGGCCAGCGAUUUGGAUGAAGCCUCCACUUAUAACCCUGAAGAGAUGAAUACAUACCAUCUGUUUACAAGAGAAAAUCCAACGCUAAGUCAACCGCUUCUGCCGAACAAUGAAAUUUGGUUGGAGACGACCAACUACAAUGCUAGUAAAAGAACAAUUGUCCUUAUACAUGGAUGGCUGGACAGUGUCAAUUCCGAUUUCGUUACUGUUUUAGUACAAGCCAUACUACAGGCACAGGACGCCAACGUAAUUGCUGUAGAUUGGAGUCCCGGGUCAGGCACGAUCAAUUAUCCUGUUGCUGUACUUAAUACUCCUAUAUCUGCGCAUGCAGUGGCCAAGUUUCUAGCGUGGUUGAAUAAUGUGAGUGGAUCCCGAUUGGAAGAUUACCAUAUUAUAGGACACGGGCUGGGCGCCCAUCAAGCGGGCAUCGUCGGGAGGCUCCUUGGCGGAUGGGUGGGAUAUAUUACUGCUUUAGACCCAGCAUUUCCAGGUUGGGUGACCAACGAAGACAGAUUUAAACCCACAGACGGAAUGUACACGGAAGCGAUACAUACGAACGCAGGCCUCUUAGGCUAUUUAAGUCCGGUAGCUGACGUAGACUUCUACCCCAAUGGGGGAAUCGACAUGCCUGGAUGUUACAGCCAGGAAUGUGAUCACAAUAGAUCAUAUCACUAUUUUGCUGAAUCGAUCAAGAAUGGAGGUUUUGUCGGCAACCGGUGUUACACAUAUGGAUCUGCCAUGUCCGGACAUUGCUAUUUAGGAGGAAAACUCAAAAUGGGAGGGAUCAACUCCAAACCAGGGCAAACGGGUGUCUUUUUCCUUCGGACAAAUGCGGGUCCACCAUUCUCCCGCGAUUAACACUACAAAAACCUUAAGCCCACAGACUAUAAAUAAUAUAUCAAUCUGUAAUUUU